AGUGUUUCUCUUUUACCUAACGAGGUCGAAAUGGCGACGCGCUGCAUGUGAAGGGGUCGGACGAGGUGAACCGGAGCCGGCUUUAUGAAACGAGAUCAUGUACAAAACACCAUGUAGCAGACUGUCAGGUAAUGCGAAACCUUAUAUGCCUUUAUAUAUAUAACCUGUUUUUACAUUUAAACGUCAUCUUAAUGUAAACGGCUGAUAACUUCCGUGAAAGCUAAGCUGUUAGCUUUAGCAUGUAGCUCUGCGAAGGUGUUUGUGUGUCGAGCUGUGACCUUAAAAAGGAGUCAGACACAUCCCGUUUUACUGUAAUAAGGUGUGAUAUUUGAUAUCCAUAACUAAUGGACUUUAACCGGGUUUAUAACCUUAAAAAAAACGCAUUAAUGCCUUUAAACUGAAGCUCAUAAUGUCAAUACAGACUGGAGAUUGUGUCACUGUUUGCUCUCUGUUAUUGUUUUUGUUUCUACUUUAAUGUCUUUCACUGCUUCGAGCUGCUGCAGGUAUUUUUAGUUUAGGAGCCACUUUGACUAAAAUGAGAUGUCACCCUGUUACUGUCCUCAUAUGACCCACAGAGGUUUUUAAUAGCUGUAAAAUCCCAGUUUAGAAAUACAGAGAGGAGACCUCUCAUCUGACUCAAGCUUGAUCCAAAGGCUGACAUGUUUAUAUGAAUUUAUAUUAAACAGACACAUUACUGAAUAUCUAUAUCUGGAAAAUACAGGUAUGAGUUACAGUAGAAUCAGAUGGUGUUUGUCUUGUCUUAUGUCUGUUUCUAAAACAAUAACAUUCAGUAUAAUGCCCUCCAACACACCAACAAUACCUGCUACUACUUCAGUAAACAGUAUUAAGAACAGUUUUCACCUUUUAAUGAAAACUAAGAAUGUGGGAGUGUAGUUAAAGUCAUAAAAGUUAUGCUUGUGCUGUGUAUUAGUUAGCUCUGGAUUACUCAGGUGUUUAAAAAGAUGUGGUUGGAAGUAGGGCUGGACGAUAAAGGAAAAAGUUUAUCAUGAUAUAUUUUUUUCAUAUCAGUUUAUAUCAAUGUAUAUUGCGAUAUAAAAAAUAAAAUUUAACAGUGCUUAUUGUUAGCAUGUCCUUUGCAUUGCAAUUAGCUACUGCAUCUGUGAGGUCUUUGUGUCUCUUCAACAUUUUUGUCGUUGGGCGAUAAAACAUCGUUGCAUUGCUUGUGCGCUGCUUCAGGUGGCAAAAAAGAUUUGAGGUAGUCCCCGACUUUGUGAGAACAUGUUCUCGACAUAAUUUGCAGUACACAUUACUCUGCUUCAUGUCCGACCUAAAAAAAACAAAAUACCUCCACACCACCAAUGUUUUUGUGUCAGUGUUGUUGACGAUGUUGUCAUCUGUUGAGCCUUCAUCUGCAUUUCUGCCAGGGAUAGCACUCAUUUUCUUUUUUUCUUACCAACAGCGCUUUACGUGUUAAGGUGCUAUGGUUGCGUGUAGCUGCAGCCUGCUACUACGCAGUUGUUUGUUACUUGGUUCUAAUUCAGCACAUGAUUGGUUCAUAUAUCCUACAUAAAUCCUCUCCUUUCUUCAGUUGCUUACACAUAACAACCCCACAGCAGUAUUGUUACAAAGUUCUGCCUCCAUCGUACCUUUGUUGACCCUGCAGUGGUGUGAUUUUUACCUCAUAUUAUGGUGGUACAUGAUGAAUAGGCUUGUCAGCACUCAGUGAAAGCUCCACACAUAAUCAAACGCACUUAGGUUUGUACACCCACAUACAAUGUUACAGUAGUUUUCACUCUCAAGUGUUUUGUUGAUUACUUUCUAAGUUAAUUGCUUUAUUAUGUGUAGAAUGAUGAGAAAAGGUUAAAGAAUGUUAAAGGUAAGAAUGUGAAAGAUAUUUCAAAAGUCUUUAUGUUCUUUAGAUAGAGACCUUGAGAUUCUCUGUUUACUGUUUCUUGUGUAUUACAGAAAGUAUGAAACCAAACCAACAGUAUUUUCUUGUAUGACUUCAUAUUUGUUUUCUUAUAUUCUUGUAGGUUUAGUCGGUGCGAGCGUGAAGCAGAAAUUAACACGAUGUAACCAGAGCGCUCGCAGCCUCAUCCAGCUGCACAGAAGAGACCCUUCAAACUGGCUGACGUACCAGCAUCUUAACUUCCUCAAACGUCAGGUAAAUUUUCCCCUUUUUCUGCAUCCUCUGAUUUUCACAGAUUUUUGUGGUGUAUACCGUCUGCAUUCAGUGUAACCACCUCUUUUCUUUUCAGUAUGUAACAAAAAAGACCAGUGAGCUUCACCAAAGAGCCAUCCCCAAACAGGCUCCCCUCCUGACCAUAGUGGAUGAGAGAGAUGACAGCAUCGAGCGACAGGUGCAGAGGAUACCAACCAUCAACCCUGCGGAGACAGACACAGUCUCACAGCCAGGAGAUGUCAACAGUACGGCACAGCCGGAAAUUUCCCCCCUGGAGGGCGAAUCGGGAGACGUGAAAGUACAUGCAGAAGCUCUCUCCAGCACAGUUUUAACUCCAGAUGAGACUCCUCACAUCCAAGUGGAGUCAGAGGAGGCGAGAGAGGCGCGGCUGGACAAACAGUGGAAGAUGCUGAAGGUGGAGGUGGCAGAUUUACCGGAUGUUUACGCCAAGCUCGCCAAAAUCAAACUCACAGGUAGAAACAUCUUUAUUCUCAUAUCUCAAGGCCCUUAUACACCAGGACGGGAAAACGUCGCUAAUGUGAACGCUUGUUUUGACAGGAUACGGGUUAAAAAAAAAUAUUGACGUCAGAAAUAAUCGCACGAAAAAAACAUUCCCAGUGUGAAAGGACCUUAAAGUAGGGGUGUCCCGAUACAAGUUUUUUUUUUUACCUCCGAUACGAUACCGAUAUUGUAGCCUUCAGUAUUGGCCAAUACUGAUAUUGAUCCAAUAUUAGCGCAGACUUGUGCAUGACAAGUUUUGCCCUCAGCUGCAAUGUCUUUUUCGGAAUUUAACGAAAAAUACUGCCACAUGGCCAACAUCACUCCUACUCUUUGCUGCUUUGUUAUUACCGUAGUACACACUGAUGUUGGGAUAAUGUGGGCUCUGCAUGCUAGAUCCAGGUGCUGCUAGAUAGAGGUGCCAGAGUGGAGUCAGGCAGUUAUAAUCCAAUAUUCUUUUUUUUGCUGAUAUCGGAUCGAUAUCCAAUAUCGGUAUCAGAUCGGGACAUCCUAAUCUAAAGUUAUCAUGGAUGAACCUCUACUUAAAAUAGUAAAAAUAAUAACAAUGAUUGCAUGACUCUGUGUAUUUGAAGCUCUAGAAAUAACAGUUUUUGUCUCAUCUUCCUUGUUGAUUUCAGCGCUGGUGGUAACGACCGCGGCGGCUGGCUUUGCGAUGGCUCCGGUGCCCUUUGACCCUCUCCUCUUCUUCGUGGCAUCUCUGGGAACAGGCCUCGCCUCGUGCACUGCCAAUUCAAUCAACCAGGUCAGUUACAUUUCUGAUUUUGUCCGCUUACUUUUCUCUCUGACGAAGCAAACCACGGGGUAGGAAGGUGACGGAGACUUUGGCGUCGCUUUGAUUUCGGACUCAUGACUGUUAGAUCGCUCUGAAUUUAAAUCACUGUGAUGUGUGAUUGUUGUCUUUAUACUUAAACUUUGUGAUCCUGGAGUUUGAUCAUCACAUAAUUCCAACAAAAGCCUCAGAUUACACAGGUGUAUCCAAUCAACACAGCGUAAAAUUAACAAUUCAACACAACCCUUCAACUCGCAUUACUCAAAUCCCCAACAAUCUCAAACACAUGGCUUGUGUAAUUGUUUCAAGAGUUGCAGUAAACAGUGCAGAUGUUCUUGGUUGUAAAUCUGUUUAUUUCUUAAGUACCAAUUUCCUUUUUGGAGAGAAAUGGCGUGGACUUUUCUCAGAGCUGGACGGAUAUCUGUCGGUGUUAAAUGAGUAAUACGGCUCUCAUUGACUUCUCAUAAAAACACGACUUUUCUUCUUCUUGACGGACACUUGCGUCUGCGUCAGUAACAGUUAAACUCAUCCCUUUGUUCCUCGUUCUGCAUUCUUCCUUCGCUACGUAUUCCAAAAAUGCACCUAGCUGGUUGUAAUGCUGUUAUUAUUUCUCCGCUGAAAGCUUUUUUUUUCUGAAGCUAUAAACCAAAGAGAGCUCGGAGCAGAGACGCUCACAGCGAGUUAUAUAAGUAGGGCCUCUAAUGUUGUCACUGUCUGCAGGAAUUUGCUCCGUGACUCAAGAAUAUUAGGAUAAUGGGUGACCUCUCCCUCAGCCUCAGAUUGAACUCUGUUUAGUAGUGUCUUCAGCCUGUAAUUUGGCAGAGGCCGUGAUUACACUACAGGUUCCUGCCCUCAGGGCCGAGCCUCCCUUUGUCAGUGUUACAACAGCUGUCUUUAAAAUGUCGUGAUGCAGCUCAAAAUGUCUUUAAGUGUAUAAGUUAAUGAAGCUGAGAGCGAGAUGUUUGUCAGAGAAAUCAGUGUCUCUUCAAAGAUGUUUGUUUUCUGUCUUGCAAGAGUCAAAAAGUUCCAAAGAGUUAGGUUUUGUAUCGGCGCUGUAACGUCUGUGAGUGUUUGAGAACUGUGCUGAAGUUCUCAGUGAGGCUGAUAUGGAUGAUCCUGAACCUGAACCAGCUCUCUGUAGUAAAGAUACACUGUAAGCCCUCCAUCUGUGCCACCUCAGGGUGACAUCUGUGGAUACAAAUCUGCAAAUAUUUGCUCACUUCUGUUUUUAUAGUCAGGCCUGAAGACCUCCUGCACGGUGACGGAAAUCCGGCUCAGGAUUUGUUUUUUUUUUCUACAUCAUGUCAAAAAAAACAAAAAAAUCCUAGUUAGAUAGAUCUGAAUAUGACGAGUAGAAUAAGAAGAACUUUAUAGAUCCCCAAAGGGAAAUUCAAUAAUAAUACAGCAUUACCCUGGAUACCCUGGCAUCCUACCGGAGAAGAAGAGGCGGUGAACGGUAAAUUUCGGGCUGUGUCCGAAAUGAAUCACUCAAUCCUUAACCCCUAACCCCCAUAUGGGGUUUUACUAUAUAGUUAACUAUGUAGUGAACUCAAUCAAAGGGCGGUUUCGGACAAGACGCAAUGCAUGACAGGAUGCCUGCCAUCGUUGAGUGACCAUCGGACGGUCAUUACAUUUUGCAAUUCUUUAUGGGAAAUUUUGAGUCACCUAUAUUGGGCACUGGAAUUGAUCAUUGAGGUUUCGGACACACCUCAAAAUGGCGCUAAGUCCCAUGUAGUCACCUAUAUAGGGGUUAGGGAUCCAUUUUGGAUACAGCCUAUAGCGAUGGAUGCCAGGUACAUCAAUCCAGGAGCAGAAACGGCGAUAUUAGAAGCUGGGCUUGGGCGGAAGAGGCUGGAAAAGAUGGAAAGCCUGAAAGAGCCAGGUGCUUGUUUUUGUGUGUCGUGAUCAAUAACUCGCGAUUCGGAUCAAUAACUCUGAGGCGAAACGUUGUCCAAACACAAAUGAUGCCUCUUUCAUGUCGUAAUAGCAGAGACUACUAGCUACAAGAAUAAAAAAAUGAUUUGUUUAACAAAAACAAGCCGUUCUUCGAGCUGGAUUAAUAAUACUGAUCUCUGUGUGCAGCCGGUAGCCAAGUGCUUAGGGACCAUCUGCGAAUUACGAUACAAGAGCAAAACGCUGCAAACAAAAAUCAAUCAAUAUACAGCUGUUAUACAGUAGAGACCCCAAAAUCACCGAACACACACCAACAACUGUUUUAGGAAAAUGUGCCUUUUUAUAAUGUUGGUGAAUUUUUAUUGUUAUAAAUCAUUAAUAUCUUCCAAUAUUAAUCAAUAGCUCCACUGUCAUAAACUGCAUAGUUGUGUCUGAAUCAUGUCAGUCAGCCUGCUGUUCAGGUUGAGAUUGUACGGGCUCCUUUAACUCCUCCGCCUCACACUGAGCAGGUGUGUAAAUAUCCUUCAGGUAUUUGAAAAAUGUCCCCCUCUCCUCAUCGCCGCUGAAAGUGCUGCGGACUGGGGAUGAGUGAUGAAGAGGCGGCUGCCUCUGUUCGUACCGUCCGUACCCUGGGUGUCCCUUUAUCCUCGGGCCCACCCUCGCAUCAGUCCUGUCAGUCUUCAUUUUCUCCGCUAAUGCAGCCUGAGGUUAGGAUACCACACAGCGUCAUAUUUCAUCGCAACAAUGUUGUUUGCCUUUCGCUGAGUCCGUCUCGGUUUCCUCGAGUCGGGUCGAGUUUCAGACUUAGAGAAAAAGAGGAAGCUGAGGAGUUGAGAACAGAUGUAGCGCCAAUUUGAGCUGCAAAUAAGAGAAGUGUGUGUUAAACCUGCAGGGAGUGUGUGAAGUCAGAGCCUGUAAGAGUUAGUUAUCAUCUCUGGACAUUUUUAUUCAUUUCCUAGAUGUUUUGUGGCAGCGGUGUCUUCACAAAUGUGAGGAUUUUGACUUUUUCAAAAUGUGAAAAUACAAAUUAAAGCAGGAAUUUGGAAAAUUUCCCUGAAAAUUUUUUUUUUUUUUUUAAAUUUCCGCCAGACUCUCCUGUAUUUACUUACAUUUCUUGCUUGUGUUGGUGGUCGUGGCUAAAAGAGGAUUCAGACAAUUUUCCGUAAUUUCUGGUUGGUUUCUACUGUCCGAUAUUGUUUGGGCUCGUGAACGACACGGGGGAGCAGCGUCUGCCUAACAACCAAUCAGGUUGGGGGAGGCGGAGAACGGCUUUGUUUACAGUCAGAAAGAGCGGGCCGCUCAAAUAUUUUAAAAUUUUGACGAAACAGACAUGACAAAACACAGCGACAUUGUUAUAUUACCAAAUGUCAUCAAUAACUAACAGCUACUGACUGAUAUUAAAAGCUUUUUUGUAGAUACACCACAAAAAAGAUGCUUCUUUGACGGAAACCUGCCUACCCCACCUUUAACGGGUCACAAAAUCAACUUUUAAAAGUGGAUUUUCUUUGAUAAAACAGAUAUUUUUAAAUAUUAAAUAAUGGCCGAAUAUUUGUAUUAUAGCAUGUUAUUUUUCAGACAAAAAAGAAGAAAUAAUCUAUGACUAAAAAGGUUUUUGUGAGAUUAAAGAGUCACUGUUCAUGUGGGUUAAAGGCGCCGUGGUCGGGUAUUACAGGAAUGCUCCUCUUCUGUAGAUAAAUACACACCGAUUGUAAAGAGAUCCCCGCAGAAUAUUUCUUUAACAUUUCUCUCUGUUUUCACAAAUGUUCCUGUGCGUCUUCGCCUGAAACUCAUCAGCGCUCGCUCUGUUUGAGGUCAGGAGCUCCUUUCUUGUGGCUGGUCGCUGGUAUGCGAGCCCGAGCCUCCACGUUGGCAAACUCGAUUCUGCUCCAUAAUCCCCCCGCUCUCCUCUCUGCGCGGGGACGUUUUGCGUGUCAUCGUGGUCUUAAUUGGCCCCCGAAUCGGAGAUGGGAUUAUUGUUUGAGAAAAUUCGCCACCUGUUUUGAAGCGGAGGAAGGCCGACUUUGAAGAUUUAUUUGGCGAUGUCGUGUGAGGGGAACGGCUUUGAUGUUGGAGGUGGUUGAAAGGAUAAACAUCAUUAAGGAGAGUAAGCGUAUUUGUUGUUGGUUCUGUCUUGUCUCCCGCUGUUCGUCUGGUAUGAAAAGUACGUGCCUCUGCGCCGUUGAUGUCAGUGUUACUUUGUUUGGAGGAGAAUGUCAUUCCCCGCGCUGUAAUUACACACGCGGCGGCACGAAGGAUGUCAUGUGUGACACAUAAUUGCCUGUUGCGCUGCGGCUGCGGCGCACUCUGCACUUUUUUCUCUUUUUCUGUUUUAACGCACUCUCUCAGCUCCUUUUGUCAGAGACACCUGCACCUGUGUGAUUGAUCUCCACACUUUGGUCAUCUGUUUGUUUUUCCUAAUCCCUCAAAGAAAAAGUAGAGUAAAGAAGAAAAUCUAUCUACGUUUCACUUCAGAUCUUCUGCCAGUUUUAGAAAUUAAACACUCCUUCAUCUGGAGAAAAAAAGAGCGAGUGUUUCAGCUUUAGCGCGUGAUCAAAGCGUGAUGUCUUUUUCAUACGAAGAAUCAAACAAAAGCUCGACAAACAAAUCAAAGACGCCGGUGAAGAUCACUUCCUAUAGAUUCUGCUGUUCAGCUCUAAUCCCUUAAUGCGCUGCAUCCAAAGACGGCGAGGAGCGCGCGAGGAGUCUGUGGCCACACAGCUGUCGAAUUACCUCCAGGAAAGGAGGGAAAAAUGCCUGAAGGGGAAUGAAAAACGCUCCGGCUCUUGGAAGUGGCAGCCAGACCUUCAUCGGAGCUGUCAAAAGCCAAGGCUGCUCUUUGUCCCGUUGGGAAGUGGCCGCAGGGCAAACAGAAAUGUUGUGGUUUUCCUUUUAAAAUGUUUCUCCAUUUAGGAAAACUGACGGAAGGGUGUAAGCAGUCGGAGUCACGUAACGAAGGCAUUUCAGUGUCUACGGUUUCCCACCACAGCCAGAAGUCUUAAUGCUGUCAUGUCCUGACUUCAAAUCGGGGAGGACAGUCAGCUCUGACAGCAAAGGGAUGUCAUUAUUGAAGCAUCCACUUCAAGUAGCUCUCAUGAGUUGGCAAUAAUGAAAUGUUCUUGGCAGGAGGGGUGUACUUUUUCGCUCUGUCCUGCUGCGUAGACUUCCUUCGGAGCCUGUGUGUGGAACUUAAAUCAGACGGAUUAAAACUUCAUUUUAAAUACAGGGUCGACCCAAAGUUUGUUCAUCAAAAUCAAUCGACAUUUUUUCCCUUUAGCGUCACUGUCUCUUUGUUCAGGUGUUAAAAGGAGACGCUUUUAAUUGACCUGAAAAUCGAACACGUCUUCACUGGAAAAUCCCAAAUCUUUUUCAGGAUAUCCAAACAAAGUGUGCCGUCUAAAUGGGAUUAAAAUAUUUUAUCUGUAUUCUACUUUUGGUGAGGCUUCUAUGACGAAGUGUUGGGGCCACAUUAAGGAGGAAAAAUAUAAGACUUUGAGAUUUAAGUCAUUACUAGGUCCCGACCAAUAUGGAUUUUUUGGGGCCGAUGCUGAUAAUGAUUAUUAGGGGGGGAAAAUAUCAGAUUACCGAUUAAUCGGCCGAUUUUUAAAAUUAGUUACUAAAAAUAUAUAUUAACUGUACUUAUACUGUAGGCUACUGCUCGUCACGCCGACAGGAAGACCGACUGAUCAAAGUCGGACCAGCAAAGCAUUUUCAAUUAUUCUCUGCAUUUUAUUUCUGAAAAUAUCAGCGAAAAUCUGUGAGUUUUGACCGAUUACCAAUUAGGGUAAUUUUCACUGCAGUGAAUCUGGUGAUCCUUUCAAAAUAAAACAUUUGAUCCUCUUUCUUAAAAAUGUAAAAAAAUCAGAUUAGUUGUCGCAGCUCUUUUGCGUCUCUUGAAAAACAUUCUUGUGACAUUAAUGCCGAUAAAUGUUGGAUCUUUGCGAAUAUUUUCAAAUGCAUUUCAGCCAAAACUAAAAUGAAUAUAAAGUAGGAUUGGGACGAUCUGCUUUUCUUAGAUUCGAUUCCUCCAUGAGUUUUUGGAUGCUGAUUCGUUUUAAAUUGCGAUUCUAUGAAAUUGGCGAUUUCCUCAAUUUUUAGUCUGCACUUUUAACACAAAAAAAUCGAUUUAAAAUUGCAAAACAAAAAAUCGCGAUACUUAUGUGAAUUGAUUUUUUUCUCCCACCCCUAAUAUAUAUACACAUCUUUUAUUUGGCAAAAGGUCACAAAGUCCCUCCUGUCGUAGAUUUUUUUUUUUUUACUGCCAGGUUAUUUUAGUAAACAUUCCUGAAAUUUCCCUGAAUUUAUGAUAUAUUCAUUGGCGACGUUUAUACUUUUUCUUUGAGGAUGCAGGAAUAGUUGAUAAGUGAUGUUGUUUUGAGUUGAAUCCAUGUCAUUGUCGUGGUUUUUAAGACCCUCUGACUACACGCCAGACUGCGCCUCCACAGGUGCUCCAGCCGUCAUCACCUCCCGGUCUGACCGCUACUUCAGCUAAUUGGAUAAUAAGGUCAGACGAAAGUUCCAGUCUCUACCUCAAAGACCCUGGGGCAGCGCCUCAAAGACCCCGAUCUGGUCUCUUACUGUCACUGGAGUCCCGCUCGGCUGUUUUGACAGCGGCUGCAGUGUAAGUCACACCGUGUCAGCCCCCGUGUUUGUUUUGACGAAAACUCGAGCUGGCGUGCUCUGCGGCUGCCGACUGUCAUUCCCUCUUUCGUGACCAUGACAGUCGGUCUCCUUUUGUGUCUGCGUCUCUUCGUGUGGUGAGCUGUCUGAGGCUGGCACGCACAAAGCGAGCCCCCACAAGCCCCCCGGCCCAUCCUCUGCUACCACUCCGAGCUACGCCCUCCUCUCCUGUCCUGUGAAGGCAUGCAUUAUUUACCCUGCUGCAUGCCUCCUUCUUCUUCUUCUUCUUCUUCUGUGUGCGUUCUGGUCAGUCCCUCACGGUGUGUGGGGACUGGUUAUGUUUAAUCAGCACUUUUAUAGUCGCAUGUUUUAUUUAUUCACGUUUUGAAAGCGGCGUCAUGCAUCAAAAAUCCGUCUCUAAACUUUUUAAACUAAAAGGAUUUCAUCAACUUCUGAUCGUGGCGGUGUCUCGACAGCAGAAAAUCUCUUCAAAGACGAUUUUAUCAGCGCAUUUGACUUAAUUUCGAUGAUCUGUGCAGCUCGAAGCUUUUAACCAUCGCAAAUGAAGAAAAUAAUCCAUAUUGAUAGCUAAAGGGACUGAAUUAGUCAUGAUACAAACCGCCAUAUAAAACCAAACCAUCCAGUGGACGCUCAUACUUUAAACUCUGAAAGCGUUGUCAGGCUCCCCAGAGUCUAAUGGUACCACAAAGUGCUAUUUUAAACCCUCUAACGCGACACAGGCUUGUUGUCACGGCUGCGAUCUCGACCAUAUUUCCCAUUGUUUGCAGUGGCAGGCAUCAGUCCACAUGAAAUGAGAUUUUAACUCCGACUGGAAACUCCCUCAUGUGAUGUUUUGUCUUGAAUCCACCCCUGAGGCGUUCGUAGACUCAUACAUGAAGCUCCACUCGGUGAAAGUCCUUCAAUUACACGUGAGUGAAUUGGUUAACAUCAGUACGGUAAAAAUGUGUAAUGUUUAUAUUACAGAGCAGUCAGAGUAUUACAGUUCUGACACUUUUUUUCCUUUUGGCUCAGCGCUGCCGUGUAUUUGAUCUAAAAUGAAACACUCACUAUGAGCUCUGAAUGCUUACUGUCAGCUUUAAUUUGAGGCCGCGUACAUCCACACCAGCUGAGAGAUUUAGGAUUGUUCCCCUCUGGUGUCCUCGAUUUCUAGGGGACAUGAAGUGAUCAGACAUGUCAACAUAAACGCAGAACUUUUUGUCACUUUAAAGUUGUUAAAUACCGACACUGAACCAAAGUUACCAAUCAGCUCCUGCAUGAUCUGUACCAGGCUUUACAUAAACUUCAGUGUGAAUGAACUUGUGGCGCGGUUGGACACUUAGAGUAGCUUCUCCUUCGUAAAGCUGAGAUGAUAUGCCACACUGAGUGACACAUUUUACUUAUUUAAAAGGCAGAUGCACGUGAGUUUUAUCAAAAUUAACUUCUUACAUGUACAGAACAAACUUUUAAAAGUCUGGGCUGAAGGCGUGUGAACUCUUGAGCUUGCAUAGAAAGUUUUGACCUGAUAAAGUUCGAUAGAGGAGAAUACAUAACAGUAAUAAAUCUCAGUCCAACUAUGAGGAGUUUAUUUUAGUCAGGCUGAUGUGCUUACAUGUUUUAAAAAGUCCAGUUUCUUUAGGACUAAUGCAAUAUAUAGUUGUUUUUUUUUCACAAAUUGUAGAAACACUAUAUUCGGGAUACACAGUCUGGUUUCUAACACCUGGACUGAAAAUGAGCUUAUAUUUUUAAAUAGUUAAAUUCUAGAUUAUCCAAAAAUCUUGAAUGCAAAAUGUAGUUUUUAAAGCAACUGUAAGGGCCACUCUCCAUCAAGAGCAUUUUUUGCUGUAGUUGUUCAAUCCACAGAUAGAGACCAGCCUUUUUAAGUUGGGAGGACUCUUAAUAUCAACUUUGUCAACAACAAUAGUGGAGGUCUGUAAGAUGGAGAAACUAAGCAAACUUGUAUUUUUAGGAGUAAUUUUUAAGUUCAAGAGCUGCUGUUGACAGUAAUUCUUCCAAUUGUUUUUAUACUUUUAUGUUAAACUUUAUUGAAUUAAAGCAAAUUUGGAGCAUUUUAAAACAGAGCUCACAGUCUGCAGGAACUAAAAGUGCAUGUGCUGUGAUAUAACUUUUGUAGUCUUGAAAUAUUGCAAGUGCAGUUGGUGUACACAGGCCCUAAAAGCAAAGCCAAGUCCUUGUUUUUUAGUGUGUUGUUCAAACUUCAAGAUUACUUUAUAUACCAACAUAAAUAAAGUCACACUGUCAUAAAAAACAAUAAACAGAGAGUCUUCAUCCUGCAAAGGGAGCAUGAACACGAUGUUACUCUAUGAGACACAAAGUGAAAAUGUGCAGAUUUGCAGACAUGAUCAGUUUUAGGAUCUGGAUCUUCUGUGGUUGUGUGUCUUUGUUUGUUAAAUAAGUUCAUGCAGCCCCCCUCUCACAUACGACAGUGCCAUACACAACAGCCGCUGCCCUCUGUGGGUUUUCUGUUACACGGUUAUAUAUUUGAUUAACUCGCUUCACCUCUUUGUGAGUUGGCUCUCGCUGCAGUGAUUCUCGCCAGCUUUACUGCACCAAUAUUUUGUGUCACCGCCGCCGCGAACAGGCCGGAGGUGCAGAUAGCGCUCCAUCAGCAGCACAGUAGGUGGCGGCUGUCUACCUCAGGCUGGGCCGGGGGCACAGUCCCCGCGCCCCAACAGUCAAGGCUGCCUCCCUAAUUUUCCAGAACAGAGGACCCCGCAUAACAUGGUACCUCUUAGGAGGAUCAUUACUUGUAACAGGACCUCGUAGCCACUAAAACCCCACCAAGUACGCGCCCUUCAAAGACAAUGAGAACCUUCCACCGCCGGGUUUGUGUCUGUUCCCUACAGAGAAGGAGCGACAGAGGAUACGGGUUCAAACGCACGCUGCAGAAUACCUCCACCAUGAUGACAUAGCUGUAUUUUUUGUGCAAUUUAUUCCCCCUUUCCUUGAGAUUUACCCCCCACCAACCUCAUACCAGAGUCCAUUUGAUGAAUAGCAGGGAAACCUUCAAAAUAACCCCCAUACUGGAGGAGUUCUGCGUCAGUGUUUGGUGUGGGAGCUUCAAAGAUACCCCAAAACAGAUGAAGUCGAAGGAGUGUCCGCGCUCGUCAUGUAAGUUUCCCCGGCUCUGUCCUGUAAUCGACCGGUCAGAAGUGUUUGAUCUCUCACGGGGUUUUGUGUUUUCACUGUUUUUCAAGGUUUCUUUUAAGAGUCAGAGGGCAAACUCAUCAGAGGAUUAGCCAAACGGGUGAUAUAACGAGACAUGAAAUCCCCGCCUUGGUGCAGAUGCUGCUGUUUUCUGACAGCUUUGUUAAAACAAAAGAGAAGCUGAUCUUUGACACUCAUACUCCAGAUUUUUUUGUCUUUCCCAAGCUGUUACUCAAGCCCGGGAGAAGGAUGAAAUUCCUUUUUAAUUGCCGAGCAGGAUGGCACUAAAAGGACUAGAUGGGUAUCUGUCGAAGGUCGCUGGAUUAAACUGAAUAUUUAAGCAGACAGCUCUGUUUAAUAGUUAAUUUUCUUUAAAGGCUCUCGUCUUUGUUGACCACAGGGCGCCUACCGGUUUCAAACUGUACAAAUGAAUCUCCUGCAGCCUCAGACGCAGACAGAUGCUUCCCUCUGAUAAAGUCACGGAGGGUAAAUCCAUCUAUUACAUACCCUCAAAGAUAACGCCUGAGGGGGAGACUGAGCAAACGCUGUUGCCAGGCAAAGUCAUCGACAAGGGGUGAACACGGGGUUGAGGAAACUACGACUUCCAGUGAUGCUUAUUAUGUUUUUAUUAAGAAAGCUGAUUUUCUUCUACUUCCUUUGUGUGCGUGUUUUAAAUAGGCGGCGAUAUGAUCCAGCGUCUUUUAUUCGUAGUGCUUCAUGUUGGAGGUUUUCUAAAUAAGAACCAUUUCUGGAACAGUUAUUGACCCUGUCUGUACGCUUUUGACUAUUUAGCUUAUAGCAGUUUAGAUAAGCUGAGAUUUAAAAUUGUUUUAAAGCUCCUUUGAGGAGUUUUUAACUUGGUAUGAAACCGAGUCGAUAAUCCAAUCCAAUCCACUUUAUUUAUGCAGCACAUUUAAAAAGAAAACAAUAAAGUUUAGCAAAGUGGUGCACAGUGCAGUAAAAUAAGUUAAAACACACCAAACAUGAAAUUUUAAAAUAAAAUAAUCAUAAUAAAAACCACGUAAAAAGACUUCAAUGCUUACGAUGCCACUAUUUGUGUUGUUUAAUUAUUAUAAUUUCAGGUUGUUUCGUAACCCUCCAAAAACUCACCACAGGAGCUUUAAAAUAGAAAGGAAACACUUUUGUUGUUUUUUUUCUGCUGCUUAUCUGACAAAUACACCCCUCUGACCAUUUUUAGGCUUUGAAAUUCACAGUUUAAAAAUUUACAACGAUCUUGUCUGGUUCAGUUUGUCUUAAAAAGCCAUCAAUAUAAAUUUUAGUCCAUUUUGUGAGCUUAAAAAACUUCCUCACUGGAGCUUUAAACAAGGAAAAAAGAAGAGACCUUAAACCUUUAUUAUAAACUUUAUUUUCGCUGACAAAAGAGACUAGAAAUAGUAGUUCCCCUUACAUAAUUUCACGGUGUAACAGGGCGUCAAGAGUCAGGACUUACAAACCAGACUGUCUAACUAAGCGAGAAAUUCUUUUUGAUCUCCGUAAACUCAACCCCCUUCAAACGACAACCAACCUCAGCUCGCUUCAAAGGAGGACAAGAGCGCGGCCCGUCAACAUCAUGCCGUCAUCUUUUGUGAGGAUCACACCGCUCACACGCGAGGUGUCUCUCUGAGCUCAGGGUGCUGCUGCUUGUUUGGGCAAACACGCCUCGCCACAAUAGAGUCACCUCCACCUCAGGGGAUGAACGCCACUGACUGACUGAGUGACGGGCAGGUGGAGCCCCUCCUCUCCGCCUCCCUGAUUAGCCUUUAGUUUCUGACAAAACACCAUGAUUACGGGCUUCAGCGACCGACGAGGGAGGACGCAGACACCUUUGAGACCUGAGUCAGAGAAGGGGGAAACACCCACCCAUUUUAACUCUGUCUGGCACUACUGAACCUUUCCACACCUCACUGUUCAUGUGAGGGAAUGCCUGACCUCAUGCAAGCUGAGCAAACGCCGUUAGACCAACUAGGACACGCCAUCUGAUGGAUUUGUUUUCUCUCUGUCACAACAGAUGUUUCAGGUUAUUUUCAAAACAAUGUUCCUCAGAAAUUUUAAUGAGUUUAUUUUGUUAAAUCCGUACUAUAAGAGCAGUUUUAACUUUUUAAGAAUGCUUUUCAGGAUCUUAAUUUUGAGAUUUUCCUUUAAAUAUUCUUUCUUUCUUUCUUUCUUUCUUCUUUAUUUAUCUCAAACUUUAAGAACAACAAAAAACAAACAGAAACAAAACACCAAACAAAGUAAUACAUAUGUACACCAAACAACUGUACAUGUCAAAGGUAAAUUUACACAACAUAUGUAUGUCAAAAUAAACAGUUUGAGAAGGAACAGAAAAAAAAUAAAUAUAUAUAAAAAUAUAUAAAAAAAAAUAUAUAUAUAUAUAUAUAUUUGUAUAAAUUAGAAAGAUCUGUAAAAAUACCUACAUAUUAUACACAAAGAUAUCUGCUUUCUCGAUAAUUUGAUUUAAAUAUUUUUAUGUUAUUAGACAUUUUUAAGGUGACAUCCAGGCUGUUCCAAAGUUUGAAAUGCACAUACUUUAAUCCUGCAAUUAAGCAGAUAUUAGAUUAAAUAUCAGUAUAUCAAUAUCAAACAAUCCCAGGUGAUUUUUGUCGGGUCAUUUAUUGGUUAUGGAAGAAGACAGACAGCAGGCUAAUGUAUUAAUGCUGAUUUUAUCUUUUAUUUUCCACUAAACCCAGGUUCCCUUUCUCUCAGCUGAAGGUAACGUAGCCAAAGGCGAGCAGGAACACUCUUUGUCAAGCUGAGAUCCGUAGAUAAUCAACAAAAGCCGGCCUGUUUAUGGCGUGCCCGUGAGCCAACACUGGAUGCUAAUUUCAUUCAGAGGGCAUCGCUGCUGGAAAACAAAAUGGUCGCCAACAUGCACCGAGACGUUUCCUCAGAUUUGUGCUUCCUCGUCUUGAGCUAAUGUUAAGUUAUCAAAGGUCGUCUCUAAGGUUGUUACAGUUUGGACUUUUUUCUUUAAAUACGAGUUUCAGGGCGGUGGUUUGUAAAUGAGGAUUAAAAUAAUCAGGCUUUCAUCCUGCCUUUUGCCUAAAAGAGGAAUAUUUUAUCUCAAAGCUGCUUAAUUGCAGGAUUAAUUAAAGACGGAUUAGCUUCUAGGUGGUCAUCUGGUCAUGGUGGUGUUGGCAAAUUAACUCAAGAAGCAGCAUUUUCUUUUGGUUUCCUGCAGUUAAAUGUUGGAUUUGAGAGGAAAUAGUCUUCCUGCAGCAUUCACUUCAAAAGCUCUCUAAAAAUACACCACAUUGCACCUUAUUUAUUCAUUACACUGGAAAGUGUCCUUGCAUUACGAUAUCACAUUAUUACCAUGCAGACACCCCACAUUUAGACUCACUGUAAUUUCUCACCGCUCUGUAGUUGAAGUGUUUGUUUCUGUGAUUUCAGCCUCUACCUGCAUUUUAGAGGAGGCUUUUAGCCGGUCCCCAAUGACUAUUAUUCAGACUGAAUUUCCUGAAUCUUAACCGCCACCCAAGUCCUCAUCCUCUGUUAUGUAAUCACACGGCAUACUCUGAAUAGCUGAGGAAGUCAAAGGUGAUCUGUGGCAUGUGAAAAAACUUUGGCGUGAUUAGAUUUUUUUUCUUUUAGCUCAUGUUAGAAAAAUGUGACGCCCCAAUAUCUGGUUGGUUGAUCAAAGUCGUGCAGGACUAUCACUUAAAAUAUGGUUAAACCGGUAAGUCUUCCUUUUGAGAGAUGAAGUGGAAAUGCAAAAACUGCAGUUCAUCAUGGGUCCACAAGGGCAAUCAUCAAGGAUCCCUCCUAUGCUGAUACAACAUGGAAAGUUUAAGUGGGUCAGAAUUUCCAAUACGGUAAUCGCUAUCUUUGGCUUUGAGAGGUUGGCGUCCCUCAAAUUACAUCUGUUUUUUAUGGUUUAUGGAUCAGAUGCAUCAGUUUAACAUAAAUAUAUUCAGUUGGGAGCGUAAUGGGAUUCCCCUAUCAGAGCACAAGUAUUAGGGCCCGACCGAUUUAACGGUGAGCCGAUUAAAUCUGCCAUAUUUAGCCCGUUUGUGACGAAUUGGUAAUCGGCCAAAACUCGCCAGUUAACAAGUGCCCUGCGUUUAUUUGUAGUAGAUUGUUAGUCAUUACUAGGGAUACACAACAUUAUCGAUGCAAUAUCAAUGUUAGCAGACAAUAGCCUAAAACGUCAACUAUUUGUGUUAGCAUAUUUGAAAAUUUCUGCCGAUGUAAUUUUUUGCCAAAAAGGUGAUGCAUUAACAUGUUGGCUGUAUGGUAUUCUGAAGUGUUGGAAACAAACAGCAGAAACGUUUUUGAACAUCUAAAUUAAACAAGGAUAUUGUGAUCAUAUAUGGUAGAAUCAGGUGUUUGUCUCAUUAUAAGCUUGUUUCUAAAAUAGACAGUCUCAAUAAUAAGAGUAGCAAGUAAAUUCUCUCACAAGACAAACUAUGUCCUUGACAAUAAAAAAACAGUGUUUUUGUUGGUACUCAUAUUGAUCAACCAUAAUAGGUUUGAAAACCUCAUAAAUAUCAAAUAUCUGCAUCCCUGGUCAUAACUGCCUCCUAAUGUGCACUGACUCCUGCCUGGCGCCUUGUUUAAAAAAGCCCAGUUUUUAGUUUUCUAGCUCGUACAGUCUCAUCUGUACUUUAACAGGAGGAUUAGUAACCCCAGAAAGCACAAAAGGUGGCUUAUGUGUCUUAUCUUCACUCUUGUUCUGCCGCUGUAUUCGUCCACCUGUCGUCUCCCUCCGGCCAUCUCUUACCUGAGGAAGUCAUCUCGUACUGUUGGGCGUGGACUCGUGUCUGUCUCUAUUUCAAAGGAAACACUCCAGUUAUAUAAUAACAUGGUGGUUUGUUGGUUGAUUACUGUUCAUUAAAAAGACCAAAGAAUGUGUCUCUGGACUCUAUCGUACCGUACCUCUCCCUUCCUGCUCUUUGUAAGCAGAAAUACCAAUCAUUACCUAGAAACAAGUGUGUAGAAACGUCACUGCAUCGUCAGCGUACGUACUUAUACAAUAGAUUCAAGUGUGCCUCUGUCGUCAGUGUUGUGUUGUUUUGUGCGUUACAAAUGUUAGCUUCAACGUCAUUGUAUUGUAUUCGUGAUUAUUUUCAAAGCGACCUUGUACUAUCAUUCCAGUCUUACGAACCCCUCACUCACGACAUUAUCCGUCUGCCCACUCGCAUCCGACACAACAGCUAUCAACACACACAAAAAAGGCCUCGAAUUGCCACUUGUGUGUUUGUCUCUGUUAAUAUAACCACACAGUCACUCAUUCAAGUGGAGGGAAGUAACCAUUGCUGUUCCCAUUCAUUUUACACCCACACAACUGUAAUCACUUGGAAAAUCAUAGACAUCGAGGUGCAUGAGUGGUUAUAACCCACACUUGUGUGUUUUACCCUGAACCUCUUUGUCUCAGUAACCCAUAUCCUGGGGAUUAAACGUUUCCGCUGUGCUUUGUAGUGGUACACUGCGUGGAGGGGUGUCCUGUGCUCGGCUCUUUCUCCUACUUGUAGACCUUUUAUCUCUACGCUGCUCUGCUGGUAAUUGCUUAUGAAGAGACUGGGUGGGUAGAGGAAGAGUGGCUCGAAUUUCACCAGCCCACAAUUGUCAGCAGCGGCUCUUUGAAAUUCUGCCUUUGUUUAAGAACGUUUCAUCCUUUUAUAUGGAGACAUUAAUCUUAACUUCACUGUUAAAGAAAAUACUGGGAUCUAAUUAUUUUAGUUGAAUUUAAAGUUUAGGUCCGUCUCUUUCCUACAAUAAACCAUGGUGCUGAACUGUACUAGACAAUAUGGUAGAAUCUAAUACGAUAAAUACGACACGAUUGGGGAUAAAUACAAUUUUUGUAUUUUAAAACAAGAUUUUAAAGGACAAAACAAUAUAUGUCAAUUAAAUGUGAUUCGAUAUUAUUUGAGGCACUUUAGUUCAGGUAGAAGUGUUAUAAUAGGUUACCAUGAUACGUUACAACUAGAUCUGAUAUGUCACUAGACAAGACAUUGUGAUACAAAAAGAUAUGAUGUGAUAAUCAAGAGACACAGUAUAUUUACAGUAUAUAGUAUACUGUCGAUAUCUCUAAAUAAAAAUUUAAAAAAAUUUAGAUUUAUCGGUAAUCAGAUUUUUUUCCCCCUAAUAGUCGGUAUCGGCAUCGGCCCCAAAAAAUCCAUAUCGGUCGGGUCCUAAUAAGGAGUUUCAAAACAUCAGUGUUGAACUUGUUUUAGUAUCUAAGUCUAGAGAACUCUGACUGUUGUAUCACAUUUUUAUCUUACGAUUAACAUUGGAGAAAAAUGACACAGUUGAGUAAAUUCAGGAAAGGCGAGGCAAAGUUUGGAGCGCAGGUGACUCAUUUAUAUGUCGUCAUCCAUUUCUAAUGAUGCUCAAACUUGUGGUUUGUCUACUUUACCAACUUCAUGAUAAAAACUGCUCAAGAAGAGAGAAAUUCUCUUCGACUAUUGUUUGUGAUGCUUUUAUUUUGCCUUUUUUAACUAUUUCGCAUCAAGUUCCUUUAUUUUCAGUGUUAGACAAACAUGCUUUUCUUUUAAAUGAUGUGCUUUGUCUAGAUGAUGAUAAGUUUAUGAAAACAGUGAACAUCAGUUUCGAAGAAGUCUGAGCAUCUCCUGAAGGACUGCUGCUGCUUCUUUGUCAACUUUCUGUUUUAUUGAAGUCAGUUACCAGCGUGAAACCCCAUAACCAUCCUCUUCUCCUGGUAUCAAUACUUUUUUUUUGUAAAAGGUGUUUAUUCCAAACACCGGUAUAUUAGGUCAGCCUCACCCUGUCGGGUCAUUUUAUAACCUGUCUUUGCUAAAUUUACCGCCUACCAGACCCCGACCCCUGCGUUACAUCCCAAACUAUGACUCAUCUUUGGUCUUCUAGUCUGGAGAAAUUCAGUAUAAAAAUAUUUUACACUCAUAUUUUGGAGAUUUUACCUAUUAACUCAACUUCUCUGCCGGUAAUCUAGGUUUACAAAGUUCAGACGUCACCCAAACCUCACUGGGAUUUUUCUCGAGGAGUUAUGUGAGCACUAACUCCCCGAUCCAGAUACACUGGGAGCUGUCUCCUAUUAAAUCCUGACAAGAAGAAUCUCUCUUACAUUCACAGACAGAUGGUUGACAUCUCUUUUUAACAGCCUGUCAAGAAGCCAACUGGUUGUUUUCUACUUAGGAGGAUAGGGAGACGAGGCGAAGGGGACACGGCGAGUAUAGCGGAGAGAGAACGAUGGGUCUCAGGGGCAGAGCUGGGUCUGUGGACGAGGACAGACUCUGACAGGAACUUUGUCACCCUGUUCACACAGUCCCAUCCUGUUAACCUCCAAAACAAGACUAAAGCGAACGGAUAAAUAAUUUACUCCGGCUAUUUACAGUCUGCUCCCAGAUGUUUCAACUCCGUAUCAACAGUCUUCAGUCUUUUACUGUUUCAAGUUUUUGGUAUAAAAAGGAGUUUAGAAAUCCCUCAACUUGACAAAACUGCUUUUUCUACUCUUUUUUUCCAACCUUGUCCCUGAAACUCUCCUGCACUGAGCUGUAUGAGUGUUAUCAGAGGUCGAGUUUACAGAACGUACCGCGGGGAGAAAGGGAGGCUGAACAAAGAUGCUGUUUGAACAGUCUGAAAACCUGCGUCGUGUUCAGAUUUUUCGAUCAGCAGCAUAUUUUCACAAACAAACCCUGUUCUUGGACAAAGCAGGCACCUGUGACCCGUGUCCCAGCAUGCCACUGUGCUCACCGCAAGGCAGAGAUAAGAUGAGAAAAAAAACCCUGAACAAAGUCGACGGUUUUCGCUGUCAUUUUGGAGGAAUGCUGCUUCUUGAGCCUCAUGUUUGCCGUAGCCAUGUAUAGAUCUAGAAGUGAACAGACUAGACCCACAUUUAAAGAAAUGUUUGUACAUUUAAUCUUCUGAUAAUUCUGGUGCCCACUUGUGAGGAUGUCUGUUUAAUUUUCCACUUAACAAAACGUGCAUAUCCUCACAUAUAGGGCUGGGCGAUAAACCGAAAAUGAACAAAUCCGAAAUUUACAACAAUAAUCGAUGUUACAAAAGAAACUUUUUAUAGUCACUUUUGUAACUCUUUAAAGGCCAAAACUGGUCAUUAGUCACAAUUAUGUGAAAUUGUCUGGAUAUAAUUUUUAUUCCGACUUUUUCUUGUGUUUUCGGCAAAAUUUUGGUAAAAAAUAUUAAACUAUUUCCUCUAAGUUGCCAAUUACUAAACUUAAAUAAACUUCUAGUUCUUCCGAGGCCCAUAACAUAUUACCGUAAUGACCAAAAUAUGUAAGAAAUAACUUUCUAAAAGUAGAAUUUUUAAAAAGUAGAUUUUGUUUUGAUUUUCAAAUGCCAAUGUUGGUUGUAAGUGACUUGUGAGGAUGUCUGUUUAAUUUUCCACUUGACAAAACAUGCAUGUCAUCAGACAUAGGGCUGGGCGAUAGACUGAAAAUUUAUCGAUACCGAAAUUUACGACAAUAACCGACGUCAUUUUGCCCAUAUCGGUAUAUUCGGUGUCAAAAAAAUUAAUAAACAAAAGUUGGUUUUUAGAUGUGUGUAGGUAGGCUAUGGUCUCACGCCAGUCCAUAACAAAGAGGGAAAGACAGGUGAGGAGAUGGAGGACGGUUCCAAAGUUGUAGUGGCUGAAGUAGACGAAGUUGUAGAAUGCAAAAUCCUUAGACAUGACCUUGUGGUGUCCCAAAUAGUUACGUUAAUAAUCCGGUCGUGCCGUGGAUGAGAGAGGACAAAAACACCAGAAGAAGACCUCCCCAUACAUCGUUGUCUCCUCCUCAUUUUGAUUUGAAAGGCUCGCUGACUGAGCCCGUCUGGAUGGAGGAGCAGACUCUGCUGUGGGUCACCGCCUCAAAUUCAAAUCUGCCAGAGGUGCUGAUGGCUGCUGUCAUGUCUGAGAGAACAGUGAAGGCCUUCAUACUCGUCUUCACUUUAUCACUCCUCAUUUCCACGGGGUGUGUUUCUUCCAGAUCAUCAGGACUGGAGUUGUAUCGCAGCCGUAUUAGAGCAGACACACACACACACACAGGCACACCCGGGUUAGACUUCUUGUGGUCGGACACAGCUGUGGAAGAAAAAUCCAAACACUCACAUUCCCUCAAACAUACACACGGUCAUGCACAUGCCUCUUUUUCCAACUGCACCCAGACUGUUGAGAAGCUUUCAAACUGCACGUCAUGUCAGUAACACCCUCACAGAUAUUUGGGUAUGCCCACCGAAGGCGGAACAAGACUGUUUAUUUCUUCUUAAACAAGUGACCACACACUCACACAGCCGGGCUUUCACACACAGAUCUUCUCCUGAAGUAUCUGAGACUGAAUAGAAAGACAGUCAGCCAGGAGUGACAUGCACGUAUUUAUAUGCACUUUAAUUUAUCAGACGUAUUUAGACAUACAGCUGGAGGGAUUUAUGUUUGCUUGAUUGAUUUAUUUCUAUCGGAAAGAUUACCCGUGUGUCAACCAGAUGUCUAAUUGACUAGCAAAUACAGGCGGGUGGAUUUAUGACAGUGUAAUAUCCUGUAAUCUCACAUUGUGUAUUUAAACACUGACACAAAGUGGAAAAUUUUGUACCACAGAAAAUAUUAAAAUAAUGCUUUAAAAAAAGGGCCUGACAUUAACUUUUUUCACAAGGAGCACAAGUGCUUCUAAGUUGAAAAAGUAAGGAGCACACAAAGAACUUUAAGGGACACAAUGAAAAUUGAUCAAAUAGUGUGUGUCUUGUUGGUUGACAUAAGUACUAUUACUUGGAAUCAAUUUUAAGUCAAUUGGUAAUGUGACAUGGAAGCUAUUGGAGGAAAACAGCCUUUUCUGAAAACACCAACUGGUAAUUUAUUGAUGGUCCCUUAUUCAACACCCAAUGUUGACAGCGAGGGUGCCGAGUAGAUUUAACCGCGCUGCUGUUGCCGUUACCGCUUAUGGGAAGACACCGGUAAAUCUGCAGUGACUGUCCAUUGGAUAUCCAACCUAAAACUAACUUCACCGCAGUAUUUACAGGAAAAACAUUUGUUGCCUCGCCUAACCUGUAUCCUGUCAAUACAAGCGUUUACAUCAGCAACGUUUUCCCGUCCUGCGAUAUUGCGGCAUUUAUUUUUUCGUAUCACAGUCGAUUUUCGCAUUGUAUUUUUGCGUCAUUCCCAGUGUGUAAGCACCUUUUCGCCCAGAGUUAAAUUUGUAAUCUGAAUCCUCCCUGACACUAGGGGGCACUGUGUCCCGGUCAUGACACUUCAUUACUGAUGGAAACCGUAAUGUGAUUUGACGCAAACACAAACUACUGCAUCUCGACUAAAAACAGACCUCCUGCCUGAGGAGCUUAAAACAGUCUCCUACACUAAACAGAAAUAGACAACUCUCGUUUGUCUGAAGUCUGGAGCUAAAAACUUUUCUUUAUUUAUGGCAACAAAGAGGACGGCUGUCAGAGCCUCUUUUGAUCAGUGUAAGAAUAAUCCUCUUCUUUAACAUUUCCUUUCUUUCUUACUUUAAAGCUCCUUCCUCCUCUUUUUGUCCCAACACUCCUCCUCAGAUAUUUAGAGUACAGCAUGCCUCUACGGCGCAGUAAGCGUUCCCAGAUCCUGCCCAUAUCUCGGCGGGCAGAGGCACUGAUCAGGGCAGAGGUAACGUGGCUCGGCUCGGCAUUAAUUGGCUGAUUAGCAUAAGGACAGUUUAGCACUUCACUGUCCCACACUCAGGCCAUUAAUCAAGGCGGAGGCUGUGCCAGCUGAACGGCUGCCAACAAGCUCCACACAGACCACUAAAAAGAGAGGGAGGAGAGGUGUGGGUUCAACUCAAAGGGAGAGGUGAUCCGCUGUUUGGCCAGACAGAGAGCUGCAGUCUGUGCAGUGGUGCCGAGGAGGAUCAGAAGGAGACUAAUGUGUCGUUAGAAGAACAAAGUUUGGCUCGUCUAUACUUAGACAGAUGCAAAAUAAAGCAAAAAGAAGUAAUGCACAUGCACUAGUUGCGAACUUCAAUUCCCAAACUGCAUUAAAGAAUUUUCAGGAUUUUCUCUCUUUAAUGGUGCAAACAAAUUUAGCUUUUCAUGUCUGAUCACACCAGCAGAUCCCCGAUCAUUUCAUCACAUCAAAGGUUCUCCGAGGGCGAGGAACCUCAGAAACAUCUGCCAGCUGUUCCUGUGCAGCAUUCCAGAGACAGAUGCAUGUCUCCUGUUUUUAUCUGCCACAUCCACCGCAGAUACCAUAAACGAAAUAUUUCCAUUUUCCAGCAAAGGAAAUAAAGAGGCUGAGAUUUUUACAGUCACACUUUAAAAGCCAAAACCUGGUCUUUAGUUAUAAUUAUGUGAAAUUGUCUGAAUUUAAUUUGUAUUCCAACUUUAUUUUACUUGGAAAACUUUUGUUAAAAAAAAUGAUUUCCUUAAUGAUGCCAAAUAUUAAACUGAAGUUUUGAGUUCGCCUAUAACAAAUUACCGUAAUGAUCCAAAUAUGUGGGAAAUAUUUUUUCUUAAAGUAAAAUUUUAAAAACAGAGGCAUCAUUGUAGAUUUUGUUUUGGUUAUUUAAUACCAGUAUUGGUUUGAAGUUGACACCACAUAUUUAGAAAACCAGUAUUCACACAGAUCUACUGACAACUAGGGGUGUCGCGAUACGAUAUUGAUAUCGGUCCAAUGUCGGCAAUAAAAAUGAAUAUCGGAUUAUAUUGACCUGCAUUUAAAAUCUCCAAUAUCGGCACUCUGAUACAAGCAGUCCAUUCCAGACCCACUCCGGCACCUCUAUCUAGCAGCGCCCAUAUCAAUGUUGACUGAUAUCGGUAUCGGUCAAUAUCGAAGGCUACAAUAUCGGUAUCAUAUCGGAAGUCAAAAAGUUGUAUUGGGACACCCCUACUCACAACCUCAGUCCCAGAGGGAUAAAAGAUGGAGAGGGACAGUGAUCGUCCGGGGUAAUGUGGCCUAAAAGAAGACCAAAUUACCCAUCAGGUGAAGUGGAAUUAGGGUUACACAUUUUGAGGCCAUGGUUUAAAUGCAGUAGCAAAGAAAUAUGAUGCCAUAGAGAGUAAUGUCAGCUGAAAGAGAUUAUCUUUUAAAUGUGAGUAAGUUACUAAAGAAUUGAGCUAGAUGGCGACUGCAGCCGAUAGCUUCAAAAGUCCACUGUACAAACAAAUGGAUGACAUCUAUAACGUUACAUCCAUUUAUUAUGUUGUCUGUAGUUCAAAUCUGUCAAUCAACCUCCUUUAACACUCAUGCACACACCUUCUACACUGCCCCUUGUGUCUUCUAUUCCCCUUUUUUCCGUCAUUCUUCCCGCUCCUUUAUUACUCGUCUUUUUCGCUUCGAUUUCUUCAAUAUUUCUGAGGUUCUCCUGCUUCUUAGCACCUCAGCUCUCCACUUAGACACGCACCGCUUCCUCUUAACUCUGUAAUAAGUACUUUGAAAAGUGUCUAACAGGUUCUCCAGGCAAGCCGUGUAAAAUCAAAGCAUUGCUCACAUAACUCCAAGACUAUUCAUUUGACUCCAGACGCUUCAACGGCAUUUCUGUGACAAGAGCGGCGGACCAGCUUCCACCGCAGGAACACCUUGAAAUAACCUGAAUCUGCCACGCUGUUUCUGAGCUGGCCGCGUUUGCUCUCUGUUCUUGUGCCGUUUCUUUUCUUCCAUUUGACUUCACAACGUCGCGAGCGUCUGCCAGCGUGGUUGAACUGACUUCUGAGGGGAGCUUAAUCUAUGUAAAUCUUUUGGCUGCUUGUUUGUCAAGUGGUUGAUCAGAGACGGUUCACAGUCGGCGUUCAAGGGGGACUUCGAGGGCCCUCAUGUUUUGUUUUUGUCAAGUAGACUUGGCUCGCAUAUGUCGGAGCAGCACCGCCGUCCCUGUGGAUGUUUGAUUCCGCCGUUUAGCGAACAGGUGACACUCUGACAUGUGAUGACUUGGGUCGCCUUUGGUGGAUCGAGAGAAACGCACUGUUUAGACCAGCUGAUGUUUGUGUGAGGUGAAGCCGCACAGCUGCUCUGAUGUGUACUCGCCCUUUGUAUAAACAUCUUUCUUGUGAUUCUAGACAUGAUCGGCUUAUAAUUUUCAUUCCAGCUACCAUUGUCUCCCCUCGCCAUUAAUCGUCUCCCGCUACAAAGCCAAGUUAUCUUCUGUUUCUUCUCGACAAGAAAAGGAAAUGCCUUCCUGCAGCCUGUUAUCAAUUGAGCCCUGGUGGUUGGCGGUGGAUCACGUUCAGUCUUUGAUAGCUCGGAGGUUCUGGCAGCUGAACUCCCCCUCUCUCCUCUGCUUCUUGCUUUGGUCUCGCCUCUUUUCCGUCCUCAUCAUCUGGCUGAUAAUCGUCGGGGGUAAUUGAAAGCAGCAGCAGACACCGUAACAUCCGGUUCAGUCCACUCUUGUGUUUUUAUCCUGAAAUAAAGGGGUGUGGGAUUCAUCAAGACUCAAGUGGUUUUUGAUUAAACUAUUGUUGCCUGUUGUUUUGUCUGUUUGCAGAGCUCAUGCCCGCUUUUAAGCGCGCCUCUUCUUCAUGGAUGAAUCAUGAGUGCACAGCAGAGCUCGCAGUUUCAAUGCGAAGUGUCAGUGAGUGACGGCAGCGGGUUACAUCACACGUCAAUAACAAAAAAACGACCUCAGCUCACCUUCCUGCUCACUGUCACAUCAUCCAAACGACCACUCUGUGUUUGGGAAAGUUCCUCGUCUUAUUAUUUACUGCACAGGUGCAUCAAAAACCUGCGGGGGCCUCAGUGCACAGAGCCCCAUUAUGCACAGAAACUAGCUUUUUAUUUAUAUGAUGUUCUUGGAAACCAAAUAGAUCCUUUUUAUGGGAGCGGAGUUGCAGCGGGCCUGGCCUCGGGCCCGUCUGAGGCCUGGUUCAGCACCGCUCUGCUCCGGCCUGGCCACAGAGUGCGUUCCUCUCUCAUGCAGCCCCUGACCUCCUGACGCAUUUCCUGACCCAGGAAAUAGAAUUAACACCUCAGCCUGGGCUUUUGGGGUCCCGGAGAAGCAUAACACAGCUGUCCAUUAGCCCGGGUCCAGUCCAGCAUGAUCCUGCUAGCUAAUGCACCUCUACAACUGAACCAAAGAUUGAGAAGGGAAGAAGGAGGCUUUCUUGGAGCUGGAGGAGCGCUUAUCCCUGUGUGUGUUCACCGUCUUUUUAUACUUAAGGGUUUAAGUGCCUCUGCGACUUUAGUAAAAACUGGAGAAAAAUAAAGAGGGCUGUUGAUCUCUUCUCCCAGAGGGACUACGGUCCAGUAAAACUCAAGACUGUGUCAAAAAUCUGUUCCUGUAAUCUUUUUAAUUCUGCUUCAAAUGAUCGAGGGCUCUAAAGUCCAAGUCGACUUAUUGGUCGAUACUUGCUGAGUCAACCAGAAUUCUGAUUGGUAUAAUUUUUUUCCCUGUCAAUUUGAAGUCUAUGGUUAAUUUCAUCAGCAGGCAGGCUGUUACCCGUUUCACAGGUAACAGCCUGCCUCAGAACACCCCCCUUGUUUCCACCAUUUUGGAUUUGCCCAACCCACUGAAGAGAUAUGAAGAUUGUAGAGCGUCCAUGCUAAUCAACAUCUGGUGGUUUGCUGAAUAUAAUAUUUGUGUUUAAUUGCCUUCAUGUGCUAAUAUCAGUAUAUUUUCACCCUGCUGAGCGGUGUUGUCCCCCGCCGCAGAGGGGUUUGCCUUCAGAGUCGGAAAAAUCUGAUGAUAAUAUCAUAUCGUGGCCCAAGUAUCGUGAUAAUAUCGUAUCAUGGCCCAAGUAUUGUGAUAAUAUUGUAUCAUGAUAAUAUGAUAUUGUGACCCAAGUAUCAUGAUAAUAUUGUAUAUAUUGUAUAUUUUCACCACGCCAAGCCACGUUGUCCCCCGCCGCAGAAGGGUUUGUCAUCAGAGCCAGAUCCCCCCCCCAGGCCCAUUUCACCACCAAUAUGAAAACUGAAACAGUUGAAUAAACUGUGUUGUGAUGUUGUGAAUCCUGCUGUUUAAUUCACACGAUAAUCAAAGUUCAUCCUUGUCAUGAACUCCUUUUGUGUUUUUAUCGCCCACGAUCAGAGCCUCAUGUUAUAAAAACGAAUUUUAUCAAGAUGGCUCUAUGUGAGGCUGAAACUCGACUUUUGUGUUGUGACAUAUCUUGUUCAUCAGACCUCGAUGGCUUAUCCCAGCCUAAUGUCCUACAAAAUCCAUAUGAAAUGAAACUCCCUGCCCUCCUCCAGUUUUUUUUUUUUUUUAAUAACAUGGUGGCUUUUAGACGUAUUGAAUGCGGUAAAUCUGGGUACUGGGCUUUAAACAGAGAAAAGUAGAUUAUCUGUUUAUUAGAUAUUUUAUAUGGACCAUAUAUCAGGAGAUAUGGAUCUAGAUAUUUCGUGGUCUAAGUGCUUUAUCUGGUUUCUUCAUUAGUCAAAGGCUCUUACACAGGCAGACAAACACACACACACACACACACACACACACACACACACACACACACACACACACACACACACACACAGAUUAGCCAGUUCCUGCGUUUAAGCACCCCAUGUGUUUGCAUUUUAGUCACACAUUGCCAAUCUCAUGGGAGCACUUUGAAGCGUACUCCUCCAGAGCAGAUCAUAAAACAGGAGUAUAAGUAGUUUUUCACAUAGUUGUAUCCCAGAACGCCCCCAACCGCCGGCACCUCCAGCGCCACCUCCCACCCGACAGCUCCGCGCACCACCUUCCACCUCCAGUCCAUUUACUCUGCGAGUAAAGGGCGAACGCUCUGUUCAGGGAUUUGCUCCCCGCAGUUUGUUUCCCUCCAGAUGUUGCGUAGAAAGUUAUAGAGGCAGCAGAAGUGCGAGAGUCUUUAUCGUUACAAAUCUACCUGGUUGUUUCCAUGUAUUUCUCCACUCAUUUGAAUUCAAUCUGCUCAUUGCAACAAACUUUUGCACCACAGAAACCAUGACAUUCAGACUUCUCAAACCUUUUAUGGUCUCGUUUGCUUUUGGACACUGUAAAAAAGCAUCAAUAUGAGUUUCAGUCUAUUUCAUAAAUGAAAAGUGUUCACUGCUUCUUAAUGUUGUUUGCAUGCCUGAGUGACAUGCUGUUUGUGUGUGCUGAGCAUUGACCUCCUGUCUUUUUUUCUUUCUGUCUCUGCAGUACUUUGAGGUGCCCUUCGACUCCAACAUGAACCGAACGAAGAACCGUCCACUCGUCAGAGGACAAAUCAGGUACCGUUUCCCAUCUUUAGGACCAUUUAACUGCAUGAAUUCAGCCUCGCAGCCCCGCUCUACUAUCAAGGCUUCAAAAAGACAGCAAAGACUGACUGGAGACUUACAAGAGGAGAGUGACACAACAGCUCAGCAUGAGUUCAGCUCAGUGCCAAAGCUACUGAGCAUCUCUGAGCCUCCCAGGCUGCCUGACGAACGCCAAAGCGAGCUUCUUUUUCAUGCUCGCUGACCUUAUCCUGAUCAUGUCCUGCAGAGCGACACACUUGCACGAGUCAAACAUAAACUUAUUGUGGGUGUUAUUCAGGCUUCGGAUGAUAAAAUAAUUCAUUGUUGACAGCAAACAAAGCCACAUCCAUAUUGAUUUUCACCCUCUUGCUCCGGCCCAUUGUUGACGUGCUAAAGCCAGUAAAGGAGUGCGUGUAGUAGUAAAGGAUCCCCUGGUUUACACCUGUCAGGUGUAAUAAUGGGUGGUUAUCAGAUAAGGAAGCAAGACGGAUUAGGUUGAGGUCAGGGUGUACUUCACCUCCUGACCGUCCUUCCUCCGCUGCCUCCUCUGUUUCGCUCUCAGAUAACCUCUGCAUUAGCGCUCAGUGAACUGCACACUCGCCUCUACCUUCCUCUUCACGCAGCGAGCAGACAAACAGAUCCUCACUGAUGCAUGAACCGAAAACCACACAGACAAACAGCAUGUCGCCUUCAGUUAUUGUCUCUGCUGGAAAACCGACUCCUUUGCAUUUCAGUCGGACAGGAAAAGCUUCAUGGGAGAACAAAAACAAACAACAGCCCAGUAUUGAAAACUAGGGGUGGGAGAAAAAAUUGAUACAGCAUAUUAUUGUGAUAUUUUGGCUGGUGAUAUGUCGUAUCGUCUCAUUUACCAAGUAUUAAUUUUUCAAAUUAAUUGCCAGUAUGAAGUCAAAUCUAUGAUAAUGGAAAAAUAAAAUCAGCUGUUUGUCCAGUGAGGUUGAGAGUUGGUACAACAAAUAUAUAUAAGGUUUGCAAGAUGUGCUUCAUGAAAAUAAAAUACAGCGUAAAUAAGACAAACAUAAAGAAAAGUCAAAUGCUGAAUUAGCUAAACAGUUGAAAAAAUUGUAUGAAUCACAAUAUAUUGUAUCACAAUACUCACUGUAUUGCAAAAUGUUAAAAUUGCAAUAAUAUUGUAUUGUGAUAAUAUUGUAUCAUGAUAAAAUCAUAUUCUGAUAACAUUAUAUCAUGAUAAUAUUGUAUCAUGGCCCAAGUAUCAUGAUAAUAUCAUAUCAUGGCCCAGGUAUCAUGAUAAUAUUGUAUCAUGCUAAUACUGUAUUAUGAUAAUAUUGUAUCGUGGCUCAAGUAUCAUGAUAAUAUUGUAUCAUGCUAAUACUGUAUUAUGAUAAUAUCGUAUCGUGGCCUAAGUGUUGUGAUAAUUUCGUAUCAUGAGGCCAUUAGUGAUUCUGACCCCUAAUUAAAAAAGCAUUAAAUCCUAUUGACACACAUGCUUAUUGAUUUAUACCAGCAGUAUAAGCACUUUGUGACUGUACAGCUUCAACUAGACUUUGACCUGCAGUCAUCUCAAACCCCAGUUUCAGGAAUCCUCCUUUCACAUCCUGUUUAAAAGCGUCUCUGGUGCUCUUGAAAUGCUGAUUGAAGACGUCGUCUUCGUCUAAACACCUCUCGGUAGUUUCCAGCCCGUCUCUGACACGAGGCGUGUGUCUGUCUCUGAGCAGAAACAUUAGAUCUCUUUAGAGCUCUUUGUCUCCUCUCGCUCGCUCACUCGUGUAAUCUUUUGUACAGACAGCGAGCAGAUGUGAGGCCGGACCGUCCUGUCAAACAAGCCAUCAGGCGGCCACAUUUUACACAUUCUCUGCGUCUCCUUUAGGACAGUGCUGCAUGCUAGCCAAAUGAUGCUACAGUGGGAGGAAACAGCCCAACUUUUUAUGCUAGGGUUACAUUAUGUGUUCUUCUGUGAAAUGGAGAUGACUGUGUUACAUAAUCCCGACAAAUGAGUAAUAUUAUUCGAGAGUCUGUGGUUAAAAAGCAUGUCGUUUAUACUUGAAGUUAGCAGGACAAACCCAACAGUCAGCUGAAAUACUGCUAUCAUCAUCACAUCUCCAGAGUCUCCUAGUUUGAGCAGUUUCACUUCAUAACCACAGCUCGGUUUAACUUCCUCCUUUCCUUGAUGAAUUUCUCUUACCUCCAGCUCUCUCUGCUGAGUUUAUCGCUAAAUCCAAAUAUCUUCUGUGCCAGGGAGAACUUUUUGAUGGAUCUCUUUCAGGAUUAGUCUGGUCAGUUUCCUCAGUGUAAACUAAUUUAACUUUCAGUCCUCAUUUUUUCUUUUUCAGCAACAAACCUCAGUGUUUGGUUGUAAAAAUAUCCUUAUUUUGUCCGUCUAGACUUUGCUCAUUUUUAUACUUUAUUCCCAGACAUUCCUUUGAGCGGUAAUAUUUGAAGGCUUGUACAUAUUUGGAAAGUUCAUAAAUGGUUGUUUUGUUUUUCCUUCCAUGACCGCUUGAACUUUUAACUGAGUUAAAAGUGAAGUACUCUUUAUUCUUUAUGGAGUAUUUCCCCUGUUUUAUACGCCUCAGUCUCCGGCCUUUUGACGUUACCAACCAGACUUUAAACGCUGUUUUCACACAUGCUCCCAAAUCCUGGAAAUUUCUGCAGCAAGUUGUCCUGAAACUUCCCAGAUUUUCCCAUAUGUGUGAAAAGCGCUUAAUACAGUAAACCCAUCUGAGUGUAUGUGACACACCCCCUCCCCUCGACCCCCGCCGAGCUCGCCACAUUGUCGACAGCCCGUAUUCAGCCGCCACGGCCCCACCUCAGCCCACAUAAAACACACGUAACACCACUAAUCACAUUAAUGCCUCGAUCUCCCUCCGCCAAAAUAAAAGCCCUGUGUGCACUCUGCAGAAAAAAAGGUCUGCGCUUGGUCAAGAUUUUAAUCUAUCCCUCUCUUUAAUUUAUGGAGCAUUUACUGGUGAAUUUGAACCAGACCUCAACAUCACUGCUUUCAAUAAAAGACGAGAAGAGGAGGAGGAGGAGGAGGAGGAAGUCUUCAUCCGGCUAAAAGCACGAGCCACGGUGGUUUUUCUUCAGCCAGUUUUGAUCUCAGGCAGGGCUACUCUUUUCUUGACAAACUCUUAUCAGAUGAGCUUCCUCUGUUUUGAGACCCGACCCUGAACGGUUGCUGAUUGUCAGUGUGUGGCCCACAUGGAUCCGCAUGUGUGUGAAACCUGUGCAGCUAUCUCUCUGCUAUCUUCUGUCUGCGCAAGCCCUCGAAACUUUAUCAUCCCGUCCCUCUGAGGGCAGUGACGGGCUUUUGUCUGAGUCUGAUCUGUGGAUUAUAACCUCAUCUUUCAACUUACCCUUAUACAUAUUUUCUUCUGAUUUUACAUUCUCUCUCUCUUUUCUCUGUAUCAGUCCCCUCCACGCAGUCUGCUUUGCUUUGGCCUGUGGAGUCCCUGGAGUCGCCCUGCUCACGGCGGCGGUAAACCCCCUCACGGGCUUCCUGGGCGCCCUCAACAUCUUCCUCUACACCUGCUGCUACACUCCGCUCAAGAGGCUGAGCAUCACCAACACCUGGGUGGGAGCAUUCGUGGGCGCAAUACCUCCUGUCAUGGGCUGGACGGCUGCCACGGGAUGUCUUGAGCCUGGUAGGGAUCGUGGCGUUAGUGGAUGCAUAUGUAUAAAAUAAAUGUUUGUCAUUGGGUUAUGUUGGGUUAAGAGACUUCGUAGGCUUUGCUAGGGCUGGGCGAUAUGGGCUCAAAUCAAUAUCACGAUAUAUUGAGCAGUUCACCUCGAGAACGACAGAUGGACGAAAACUACUCCCCAAGCUGCUCACCCCCUCCCACAUUAACUUCAGCCGCUACAAUUUUUGAACUGUUCUCCAUCUCCUCACCUGUCUUUCCCUCUUUGUUACGGACUGACAUAAGACCAUGACCUACCUACACACAUCCAAAACCAACUUUUAUUUAUCUUUUUGACACUGAAUAUUUUAACAUGGGCAAAAUGAUGUUGGUUUUUGUCGUAAAUUUUAGGAUCUGUAAAUUUUCGGUUUAUCGCCCAGCCCUAGGCUCUUCUUUCAUCCUUGAAAUCGCUGAACUUGCCGCUUUUUAUAGUUAACCUCUCUUGUUUUCUGCAUUUUUGCACACACAAUGCAUUAAUCUGCUGCUAUUAUGACGACCCAUUGCAGUCUCUGGCACACAGACGUCCUUAUUUAACAACAGACUUUAUUAUCUUAGAUCUUAGGUGAGAGAUACAGAACCAACAUGCUAAUGUGAACUCAAUACUUGCUCUAUUUCCAGUCUGCAGACGCUCAACUCCAAACAUGCCAUAAAAAAAUAAAUCCCUUCGAAGACAUACAUGUACAAGGUCGAGACUAACGGGGUCCCACCAUCCUGGAGAUGCUGAGAAAUGCAUUUGGGAUGGUCCAGAAUGAUAUGUUUAGGACUUAAGUAUGAAUACAGUGAGGCUUAAAUGUUCCAAAGUUUUAGGGUGUAGUAGUGUCACUCGCUCGGUUACUUUAAGAGUUUGUAAAGUUUACAGAUUUGUUUGUUGGAGUCGCAGUGAAAUGCGUCUUUUCUGCAGUUUUUUGUGCAAACAUUAGGAAAUAUUUAGUAAAAAGUUGUGAGUUUGGACACAUUAUGAAGUAAUUUCAAGUCUGAAACUUAUACUUAGUCCUGACCAUAAUGUUAACUGCAGUUCAAGUCUGUGUGUUUCUGCACUCAGACUCUUGUAAUCAGCAGACUGAGCUCCUCUCUGACCGUCCUCACUUCACUCUUCUUUGAGUUUUCUUUACUAACACUCUUAAGUGCUCUCGUUUCGAACGCCUUCAUUAUAAUGUACUCUGUACAAGAGCAUCUGCAAAAUGAUUGAAGCGCCGCAUCGGUACAUAGGGGGCAUCGAGAGGCUCGUUCAGCUUGUUUGUCGGACACAUUAAGUGUUCUGUUAUGGCAACUGGAUGGAGUGUGUUUCAUAACGUGGCUGACGUGUCACUGAGAAGUGCUUGCACAAGUCUCUGUUCAGGGUACAAAUAUUUGGCUGGCACUUCAUACAUGGAUAAUGGAUUUAUCGGAGUUAAAUCAGUCUUAUUUAUCUUAUUUUAUCAAAGCUGAUUUUAAGAGAUGGUUGUUUGUUUCACUGUCAAUCAGCUUUUUCAUGAGAGAUUUAAAAUAUACUCUUUUUAAAUUAUUUUUACUGUAUUUUUGCCAAAGCAGUGCUCAUAUUUAAAGGCACAGCAACCUGUUCAAUCUUCUUAUAGCAGCUGAAUAAAUAUGCUAUCAACACGUUUCAAAAAAGGUGGCGCAGGAACAAAAAACACUGAAAAAGUUCAUAGGGCUGGGUGAUAUGGCCUCAAAUCAAUAUCAUGAUAUAUUGAGCAGUUCACCUUGAGAACGAUAAAUGGACGAUAACUACUCCACAAGCUGCUCACCCCCUUCCACAUUAACUUUGUCUACUUCAGCCGCCGUUUCAGCUGCUACAAUUUUUGAACCGUCCUCCAUCUCCUCACCUGUUUUUCCCUCUUUGUUAUGGUCUGGAUGGGACAUGGACACAUCCAGAACCAACUUUUAUUUACAUAUAUCGACUCCGUCCAAGAUGACGUUGGUUAUUGUCGUAAAUUUCGGUAUAGGUAAAUUUUCGUUUUAUAGCCCAGCCCUAGUACUACCAAUAAAAAGUCCAAACACCUGAAAGAAAAUAAUUUAGGACUGGUUACUAACAUUAUUGAACCAUAAAUGAGAUUAAUAGACCAAUCAAGAGAGGGACUCCGUAAAAAACUGUGUUAGAAAGUAGUUCAACAACUUUCUUUAGUGUAAAACUGUAAAAAAAAAGAAUUUCUCCUCAUUUUUCUCACCCAAACAUUCAGAAAAUAUGGAGAAAUCUCUGAAUGGCCUUAACCCUCAGGUCCUAGGGUGGGGCCCCAUGAAAAACAGAUUUGACUCUUGAGUGGAAGUCACCGUAUGAGUUUAAAAUGACUCCCUUAAGGUUAAAACUGAACUAUGCAAAAAUCAUAUACAAACAUGAUCCAGAAACACUGGAGAAAAACUGUUUGAUGCAGUCCUACGUGAUAUCCUUGAGACAACAGUUAAAUCAAAAAAAUACACACUUUUGUGAGAAGUAUUUUUUUGCCAGUGCUGCAGAGAAUUAAUCUGAAAAAUUAAACCGCUAAUAAAAAACAAACUUCUUUUCAUAAAUAAAAACUAUGAAAAGGUUUUGUGAGGAUUAAGUUGUGAAAAACUUUUCUUUUAUCGCUGUAAUUCCAGAAAUUGUUACUUUUAUUUCACAGUUCACAACAUUAAAGUUUUAUUGUGGUACUUGGCCUUUGAUUCGGCUUGUUGGGUGUGAAUUAAAGGAGCAGGACAUUAAUUUAAGUCCCUCUCUCUCAGAUCAUUAAUCCUCUCCCUCCUCGCUCUUUCACCCCCCCCUCUCCAGGUGCCUUGUUGCUGGGUGGUUUCCUGUACAGCUGGCAGUUCCCCCACUUCAACGCCCUCAGCUGGAACUUGAGGGAAGACUACUCCCGCGGCGGCUACCGCAUGAUGUCCGUCACCCACCCGGGCAUGUGCAAACGCGUUGCCCUGCGUCACAGCCUGGGUCUGAUCGGCCUGUCCACGCUGGCUCCCGUUUUGGACGUCACGACCUGGACCUUCCCCGUCAUCUCCCUCCCGAUCAACCUCUACAUCAGCUUCCUGGCCUUCCGCUUCUACCGCAGAGGAGACCGCAACAGCGCCCGCAAGCUGUUCUUCUGCAGCCUGUGGCACCUGCCCAUGCUGCUGCUGCUGGCGCUCACCUGCAAGAAGUCACGCAAAGACCCCGGGGAUCCAGCUCUACCUCCAGCUCCUUUACCUCUUGCACUGCAGAGCUAGCUUAGCCUCAUAAACAGACAGACAGCCUUAAUUUAACCCCGAGUGUCUCUUUUAACCACUUUGUUCUCAGAGCAGCUGGAUGAUGUACACGAUGUAAUCUGUGUUUUAUUCAACACUGCGGUGCUCAGUGUUUCAGAUCAGGAAAUGAGCUGGAUCAAACUUAGCAGGACACACACAGGAUUACCGCACCAGGUGGUGAUCAUUUCAGAGUGUGUGUACUUACUGUAUAUAUUCUGUAUUUAUUUAUGUAGGGGCCCAGCCGUUCCUCUCCAUGUUGUACAUGACUGAUGUUCGUGUAAAUUGCUCCUAUGGAUCUACACAGGGAUCUCUGUGUGCAGAUUUACAAUGCAAUGUACAAAGCAACAUAGAGGAGAAGAAAAUAUAUAUAUAUAAUUAUGACCAAGAUUAGGGCUUGAGUUUGGUCAGUCGAAUCUGAAGUGGCUUUUUGAUAUUAAAGGGAUAUUCUGACGUAAAAUUAAUUUAGGGUCAAACACACGGUAACACCGAGUUAGACACCCCCUCGAGAGAUGAAUGUUGCCGACUUGCUUGUUAUGCAAACUUUGAUAACGACCGCCGGAUAGCAAUACACAGCGGUCUGAGCAGCCAUAAAGAAACCUCACCCAAAACGCCACUCUAUAACCACAAAUAAUGCUCAGAACAGCACCUAACUUCAUCAACAGUACAUAUAUGGGCCAGAGCACUAACAUCUUUAACUUUGCCUAAUUUCUUUAGCAAAGAGACUAAACACAACUCACCUACUCUCUUCCAGCAGCCACUUGUUUGUAGAGAGACCUCAGGCUAGUCCAUUACGGACUACAGUGGGGUGAUGCAGCUCAAGGAAGAACAUUUAUGAUCAUUACUUUAUCAUUUCCAUUAAGUCAGUGAUCGACUCGUCAAGGCUCCCCCACAAACAAGCGGCUGCUGGAGGAGAGUAGUUGAGUUGUGUUUAGUCUUUUUGUGACAGAAAUUAGGCAAAGUAAAAAAGAUGAUUGGUGGCUAGGACCCUAUAUGUACUGUUGAUGAAGUUAGGUGCUGUUCUGAGCAUUAUUUGUGGCUAUAGAGUGGCGUUUUGGGUGAGGUUUAUUUAUGACUCUUCAACCACUGUGUUUUGCUAUCGUGCGGUCAUUACUAAAGUUGGUAUAACUAGAGAAGCAAGCAGUCGGCAACAUUCAUCUCUCAAGGGGGUAUCUAACUCGGUGUUACGGUGGGUUUGACCCUAAAUUAAUUUUACACCGGAAUAUCCCUUUAAGCAGCCAAGGUCCUUUAUCAGAAGUUGAGUAUUUACAUUGAGCUAGAGGCAGCUCAGCUCGCAGCCCCUUCUGAAAUCCCAUCCGCACCAAUGAAAAACACUGUUUUUACUGGUUUUGAGAGGUCACACCCUCUUUGGAUAACUCUGCUCAGGGUUUAAAUCUGGUCACAAGAAAAGUUCACAGAUUCAACUGACAGAAACUGAGUUUGCCGAUGAUUCUGACGGUCAUCAUGGAAACGCUUUCAAAGUUUGCUUUCAGGGUAUAAAAAUAGGACUCAUCUAAAGUUCUUCUAAUACAGCUGUUGUUCGACUUUGACCUCAGCCCUCUUACUUGACAGUUUGUACGCCUCAUUGUAUUUUCGCUGCUCUGCAAACACACGCUGAUGGCUCAUUUACGUAAUGCAACACGGUUAAUUCAACACGGUUGUGAUUCACCAAAACAAAGAGAAUACUUAACCUCUGUGAGGAACAGAAGGGUAAAUAUUCUCCGACAAUAAAACACGCCAUGAUUGUAACUCUG
This is a messenger RNA of Xyrichtys novacula (pearly razorfish), 37735 nucleotides long. Lineage: Eukaryota; Metazoa; Chordata; Actinopteri; Labriformes; Labridae. The record is from the annotation of a GenBank genome assembly.